Chaetomium strumarium is the source of this 1458-nucleotide messenger RNA. Its product is annotated as glycoside hydrolase family 16 protein. The transcript has 2 exons. The record is from RefSeq and is a predicted model, not a curated record. Gene Ontology annotation, biological process: fungal-type cell wall organization; carbohydrate metabolic process. Gene Ontology annotation, cellular component: fungal-type cell wall. The coding region runs from base 143 to 1312 and encodes 389 amino acids. Gene Ontology annotation, molecular function: glycosyltransferase activity; hydrolase activity, hydrolyzing O-glycosyl compounds. NCBI's taxonomy places the organism in Eukaryota, Fungi, Ascomycota, Sordariomycetes, Sordariales, Chaetomiaceae.
CAUUUUUUGCCAUUUAUAAACUACACUCGCUUUUAGCGUUGCGCCUUGUUGGCUCUGCCCUACAUCUUUUAAUACACCAAGAACCCUACCAGACACACACACCCCAUCACCAUUCCUACAUCAGCACCUGCACACGUUCAAGAUGUUCUCCAAGUUCCUGACAGCCACCACGGUGGCUCUCGCUGCCUCGCUGGCUUCAGCGCAGACGUACACCGCGUGUGACCCCACCAAGAAGGACUGCCCUCCCGACCCGGCCGUUGGCGCCAAGAUCGUCGAGAUUGAUUUCCGCAAGGGCGCCAACAGCUUCUUCAAGAACGCCGACGGCACUACCCUCAAGUACGACAAGGACCUUGGUGCCGUCUUCUCGAUCAGCAAGGAAACCGAUGCCCCCACCAUCGGCAGCAACGCGUACAUUUUCUUCGGCCAGGUCGACGUGACGGUGCGGGCCUCCCAGGGUGUGGGUGUUGUGACGAGCUUCGUGCUGCAGUCGGACGAUCUCGACGAGAUCGACUGGGAGUGGCUCGGCGGUGAUGCCACCCAGGUCCAGACCAACUACUUCAGCAAGGGCUGCACCGAGGUGUAUGACCGCGGUGGCUUUUCGCCCGUGGCGGACCCCAUCAACCAAUUCCACACUUACACCAUCAAGUGGACCCCCGAGCAGCUCGACUGGAUUAUUGACGGCAACGUCGUCCGCACGCUGAAGAACACCGGUGUCGAUGGCUGCUCCGGCUACCCGCAGACGCCCAUGCAGAUCAAGCUCGGCACCUGGGUUGCCGGCCGCAAGGAUGCUCCCCAGGGCACCAUCGAGUGGGCUGGCGGCCUGACCGACUUCUCCAAGGCUCCCUUCGACGGCUACUACCAGAACGUCAAGAUUCAGGACUUCAUGGGCGGAAAGGGCGCGACCGGGGCGACUGAGUACGUCUAUGGCGACCGCAGCGGCCACUGGCAGAGCAUCAAGGUGAUCAACGACGGCUCCGAGACCAAGCCCAGCAGCACCUCGUCCUCGGCCAAGACCACCAGCACCAGCGCGAGCUCCAAGUCGACCGCGAGCUCGACCGCCACCACCCUGACCACCGUCACCUCGUCCUCCGCCUCGGCCUCGCAGACCACCAACAGCGCCGGCUCCAAGGGCAACACCACCAGCGGGUCCGGCGACAGCGGUGCCUCGGAGACCUCCACCGGCACCUCCAGCACUGCCGCCUCCAGCGUCUCGACUGCCCCUACCGGCGUUGCUACUGGCGCCGCCGGUAAGGUCGGUGGCAACCUGGCUGCAGCCGGCGCUGCUGCGCUCCUCGGCUACCUGGUCCUCUAAGGCGCUAGCUUAGAUCGAGGGCGCCAGAGAGCUCGCUGGCUGUUGCCGUAAUUUGGUCUCUUCUCUUUUUCUUCGCGGGAGGACCGGUGCUAUUUUCAACAUCUUCUCCCACGAUCCUUUUAUUUUUUUGCCCGUCUUCUGAACCU